Messenger RNA from Haliotis rubra (blacklip abalone), 667 nucleotides. Its product is annotated as cell growth-regulating nucleolar protein-like. Lineage: Eukaryota; Metazoa; Mollusca; Gastropoda; Lepetellida; Haliotidae. The record is from RefSeq and is a predicted model, not a curated record. Bases 107 to 667 code for a protein of 186 amino acids. Gene Ontology annotation, molecular function: DNA binding. Gene Ontology annotation, biological process: negative regulation of transcription by RNA polymerase II; rRNA processing. The transcript has 5 exons. Gene Ontology annotation, cellular component: nucleolus.
GUUUCCACACGUGUUGCAGGAUACGGUUAGUUUGUUAUUAUGAUAAUCCAGAUGCACAUAAUACGGACAACUAUAAAGUCCGUACAAAUCCUGAUUGAGCGUGACCAUGGUGUUUUUCUCCUGUAACGUAUGUAAUGAAGCCCUUAAGAAGAACCAGGUUGAAAAACACUGCAUGACGAAAUGUCGGAACUGUCAGUCUGUGUGUUGUAUUGACUGUGGCCAAGACUUCUGGGGAAAUGACUUCGAGAAGCACACAAAGUGUAUCAGUGAAGACCAGAAGUACUCUGGGAAGGGAUAUGUCGCCAAAGUCAACAAAGGCGAGGCCAAGCAGGAUCGAUGGAUAGAGCAGGUCCAGUCAGCCAUAGAUGACCAGAGGGGAGGCAACCCCAGACUACGAGGCACCCUGGAGAGCAUCAAGAACUAUCCUAACAUUCCUCGAAAGAAGAACAAGUUUGAGGAGAAAAGGACAGGAAGGUGGAGCCAGGCCGAUGAAGAUGAGGAACCAACAGAAGGAGCAAUCGAGAGUCAAGAAAGAAGAAAAAGCGGCAGCGUGAGGAAGAGCAGGUUGAGAGUCAGGGGAAAGAAGAGGAAGAGGAUGGAGGAAGAUGAGGUGGAGGAAGCACCAUAUGAGCCUGAAGAGAGGGAGGAGGAGACAGAAAAAAACUAA